AGAGAGCGAAUGGGCCGACGCACCUUGGUCACGACGCUGCCUGCGCCGAUCGUCGUCCCUCGCCCAAUCUUGACGCCGGGCAGAACGACAACCGAUGCGGCGAGCCAGCAGUCGUCGCCAAUCUCGAUGGGCGCGCCCAUCUCGGGGCCGGCCGUGCCGUUGCGGAUGGCCGGGUCGGUCGGGUGCGUGCCC
Molecule: messenger RNA, 192 nt
Organism: Rhodotorula graminis WP1
Lineage: Eukaryota; Fungi; Basidiomycota; Microbotryomycetes; Sporidiobolales; Sporidiobolaceae
Exons: 1
Source: RefSeq, a predicted model, not a curated record